AUGCGCAUGCGCAAGGAAGGGUCGCCUCUCCAUGUCUUUUGCGGUCGCCAGCAGCGCUUUGGCAGUCGAUGCUGGGGAGAGUGGAUCCGAAAAUGGCUUCAAUAG
Messenger RNA from Aphanomyces invadans, 105 nucleotides. RefSeq lists its product as hypothetical. The record is from RefSeq and is a predicted model, not a curated record. The transcript has 2 exons. Lineage: Eukaryota; Oomycota; Saprolegniomycetes; Saprolegniales; Verrucalvaceae. Bases 1 to 105 code for a protein of 34 amino acids.